This is a messenger RNA of Phlebotomus papatasi, 4149 nucleotides long. RefSeq names its product poly(A) RNA polymerase GLD2-like. Bases 450 to 2792 code for a protein of 780 amino acids. NCBI's taxonomy places the organism in Eukaryota, Metazoa, Arthropoda, Insecta, Diptera, Psychodidae. The transcript has 6 exons. Gene Ontology annotation, cellular component: cytosol. Gene Ontology annotation, molecular function: poly(A) RNA polymerase activity. The record is from RefSeq and is a predicted model, not a curated record.
AGGAGGAACUGUCAUCGAAGUGGUUGGCAACACUGCUUGACAGCCGGUAGCAUGUGAAUUUUUGGUCAUAUCUGCAUAUUGUAGUUUUUCUUUUGAAAAUUGUACCAUACAGAGAGGUGUUCCGCCAAAUGGAAAUGUGGAAAAAUCAUCCAUGAUUCAGAUGUCGUGCAGAAGAGUGCUAGCCCAAGAUUGGUCAUCCAGCAGGUAACUCAUCCGGAAGGUGUUUCAAGUGCAGGUAAUUUGUUUUUUUAAGUGAAAAAAAAAGUGAAGUGACUGAAGAAGAAGAAAAGUAAUGAUCCAGCACAGUGGAUGAGUUCCGGAGGAUCUUUGGGAGUUGGCGAAGAGUGUGUUAAGUGUGUUGUGUUGUCCCUCAGAAAGAAAAAAGAAGAGUGAAGUGAGACUGUGAAGUGUAAUUGUUGAUUCAAUUGGCAAGAAAAUCAAGAAGAAAUAUGUAUUCAUCCCGGAAUGAGAUCAUGGUGGAAUCCCAGAAUGAUCAGCAGGGUCAGAAGAAGUACAAUCGCCCAGCUAACACAAAUGUUAAGCGGAGGAAUGCAUCUGGUGGUCAGAAUGUGUCCACGGGUGGGAAUAAGAGGAGGAUUCAGUAUCAGAAUAACAACAAAAUCAAUCAAAUGCUCUUCCCAAAUGUCUCAGACAGACGCUCCUACCAGCCACAGGGUGACCUUUCGCCCGUGAUUGAGAUCACAGUUGGCGGAAAUAACAAAAGAGCCAGUCAGUACGCAGGGCAAGCGCAACUGACAUCUCCUGGGCAUCCAACGGGGAACACUGGGCCCGAUGGUCAGUGCACCAACGACGACCAGAUGCACCCCUCAAAAUUCCACCAUCCGCACUACAAUCGCAACCACUUCCACCACAACUCCCACCAUCAUCAGAACAAUCAUCACAGCUCCCGGACGGGGCAGUAUCUGUACCAGGGAGAUGGCAGGAAUGCAGGCAGGGCCUCGGUGGAUCACAAGUGGCACUGCAGCGGAUGGGGAGCGUGCACUUGUGGCUACCAGAAGCAUCAAUGGAGUGGCAGGGAUUACUCAAGGACGCCCAAUCAAAAGAGUUCCGGGAAUUUCAUGUACACGGAGCCACCGGCCAACAGUCGGUCUCCUACGCCGAGUCUCAAGUCAGAGAGCCCCCCAGCAAUGACCCCCAAUGUCCUCAAUUCGCCCAUCCUGGCCAGUCAGCUAGAACUCAAUCAGCUGAUGACCAUGUCCUCAGAUUCACAGUUGUCCAUCGGCAAUCGAAGUCACUACACGAAUGGCUACGAAUCAGAUUCUUCCCAUUCGAGUAAUAUGCAACAGCAGCAGCAUCAGCAACAGCCCUACGUCACUUCCUGUGACUACUUCUUCGAUCUCUCCUCCUCAAGCUACCAGCUGGGGGAACUUCUGACACCUCAGCAGCAUCAACAGUUGGUAGCCAGUAGUCAGAGUUCCCUCAGCAGUAGCCACACAGCCUCAGAGGAUCAAUUGGCGCCCGGAAGUGCCUUCAGCUACGAACUCCUGCCCUACAUCAGUCCUAGAAGCUCCUACGGGAUGCUGUACUCAGAACCCACUCUGAUCAAUCAUGAGAUGGAUGGGUAUCUGAGGAAGAGAUUUGGGAGCAUAGCGGGAUCUCCUUCCAAUGAACCGAGGCGGGGAGGGAUUACGGGAUUUCCGUCCAGGAAGCUAAAGCGUCAAAUUGUAGAAACGCCUCCGGAUCAUUUUAUAGCCAGGGCGCAUCUGGUGAUGACCAAGAAGGUGCCGAAGCAACUGCUGACCGGUGGGCAGUGGGAUGAUCUGUCACAGAUGGUUUGGAAUAGGUUUAUGGGGGUGCAACAGACGGAGGAGACGUACGUGAAGAAGAUGAACUUGUGGAAGAGUCUCUUUGUCUACAUUAGAAGUCAGUAUCCACGUUUUGGGCUGUAUCUAGUGGGAUCGACGAUGACGGGCUUUGGGGCGGACACUUCGGAUGUGGACAUGUGCUUACUGUCAAAAUACAGGACAGAGCUAGAGCCGAGGAUAGAGGCCAUUGUCAAUUUGACAGAACUUCAGAAUUUUUUGGCACUGAACAAAAAAUAUGAAAUGUUCCAUCUGAUUGAGGCCAAAGUGCCAAUCUUGCGCUUCCGAGAUGUGGAGAAUCAUAUUGAAGUGGACCUGAACUACAACAAUUGUGUUGGCAUCCGCAACACUCAUCUGUUGUACUGGUACUCAAAUAUGGAUUGGCGCGUUCGGCCUCUGGCUCUGGUGGUUAAGGCAUGGGCUCAGUAUCACUGUAUCAACAAUGCCAAAAACUCAACAAUCUCCAGCUACUCGCUGGUGCUGAUGGUGAUACAUUUCCUUCAAGUGGGCGUCAAUCCCAUCAUUCUGCCGUGCCUGCAUGAGACGCAUCCGGAGAAAUUUGGCGUUGCAAAUGACAUUCGUACCAUCAAUAUCAAUGAACAACUUAAGCCGUUCCAUUCGCAGAAUCAACAAUCUCUUGGUGAACUCUUUCUCCAAUUUCUCGAGUACUUUAGCAAUUUUGACUAUUCUCAGUACGCUAUCUCAGUGAGAACAGCUUCGUGCUUAUCCAUUGAGUACUGUCGGAUGCAACGAAGUCCCAAGAAUGAUCAGCAUCAAUGGAAACAUCUGUGCAUCGAAGAACCUUUCGAUCUCACCAAUACGGCUCGUUCUGUCUAUGACAGUGAAGUUUUUGAGAAGAUCAAGUGCAUCUUUGUUUGGUCCUGGAGAACUUUGGAGGCAACAAUGGAUCUCAAUGCCAUCUUCAAGCCAGCCUAUGGCUAUCCCUUUCACUCUACACCGAGUCGCUAAAAGACUUUUGCGUGUGUUUAGUUAUUUUUUUUCUCAAAAACAAAAAAAAAAAGACUGAGCAUUUGUCACGAUCAAGGAGCAAAAAAAUAUCCCCUCAUCACAAAAAAAAAAAAAAAAACAAAAAAUAAAAUUAAUUUGGGAAAGAAAAGACUGGCUCAGGAUAAAAAAAAAUCAAAGAUGAGGGAGAAGAAAUUGAAAGAAAAAGCUCCAAUCAUUCCCAUCUUCAGAGAUUCAGUAUUUAAUCUGGCUAUCGCGAUUCUCGAAGUGAAGUUUUUCAAGUGAAAACACAGAGAAAAAUAUCUCGGACUUUUAAUUGUCAAAAUGGAGAUUUUUCUUCCUAUCAAAAAGGAUAUUAUUGUGAAGAUUAUAAUUGUUGCUCAACUAGUCGCAUAGCGCCAAAAUUUUCAACGUUAAAUUAGGAAAAAGUUCACUGUAAAAAAAAUAACUGAAAAUUCUUUCUCUUAGCCACCCCGAAAAGAAAAUGGCAAGAAAAAGGACAAUUUAUAUAAAAAAAAGUUUCUGUGAAACUCAAUUUUUCAUCAAGGAAAAGCACUCAGUUUGAGUUGCAAAAAAAGAAAAAUUUUAAAGUGAAGAAUUUAGCUGAGGAAAAAUUAGUGAGAGAGUUUAAAAAGUGCCUUUUCAUUUUCAUCAAAAAACAAACACAAGAAAAUCACUUGGAUAUUUUAAAAAGAAAAAUUUAAAAAAAAGAUGUGAGGGCACUUUGUAAAAAAUUAAAAAAAAACAUGGCUGUGAUUAGCAGUUUCAAGCGAGUAAAAAGCUAAUUAAGAGCGUAGGAGAUUAAAGAAAAAAAACGCGUUCAGUCUCCGGAGAGACAAUGAAAAAAAUGGGAACAAAAAUUGUGAAAGGAAGGAUAAAGUAAAAAAAAUCAAUAAUUUUGCAAUAAGGAAAGAUAAAUCAUAAAAAUUACGGUUUCCGGAUUUAAAAAGUUAAAAAAAAUUAAUUUAGAAAAAAAUGUUGAGCUUUCAGUGUAAAGAAAAAACCUUUAAAAAUAUCCCCCAAAAAAAAUAUUUAAAAAAAACUAGUAAAAAAUAUACCAGAUAAAAAAACCAUUAAAAUUACAAAAAAUUAUCCCAUCGAUUUGCAGAAAAAAAAACAAUAAUAGUUAAAGAGUAUUUUGUAAAUGAGAAAAAAAAUUGCAGAAAUGCUAGGAUUGAAGGUAAUUUUAAAAAGCGGUCUCUAUCAUUAAAAAUUUUGCGCACAAACGGUUUAUCAGAAAAGAAAAACUUUCAAAGUGAAAAAAAUCAGUUUUUGAGUAUAAUGAGAAAAAGCUAAUGUUCCAUUUUUAUUGUUCUUAAGGGGAUUUACCAAUAAACUGUACGAGAGAGAGUGCAAAAAA